Molecule: messenger RNA, 883 nt
Organism: Paramacrobiotus metropolitanus
Lineage: Eukaryota; Metazoa; Tardigrada; Eutardigrada; Parachela; Macrobiotidae
Exons: 2
Coding region: 153-488 (111 amino acids)
Source: RefSeq, a predicted model, not a curated record
AUUCAAACAGUGUGUUGUAAUAAAUUUCAAUUUACGGUAUAAAAUACCGGGCCUUUGAUUUGGUUUGUGUCAAAUAUUACAUUUUUCACAUUCAACAAAUUUCCGUCGAAUCGUGCAAGUGCUAAAUUAAAAGCGUGCCAACCAUUUCCGACAUGCACACCGCAAUCCUAGGAGUGCUUUUAUUGAUGGCGGGAGUAGCGUUGUGCGCUUCCCCAACGCAGAAGAAAUGCCUGGUGUUCGGACCUAUGACUUUACCCAAUGGGAAGGCAAUCCAGGGAACGCGCAAUGUGGGCGGCUGCACGUGCAAGGAGGCUUACAAGGAGGAGUUUGACCCACGAAUUGCGGACAAAGCGUUCCCGCAGUGCAAUGACGACGGGACAUGGCGACCGCGACAGAUGCAGUGGCGAUCGGCGUAUUGCGUGGAUAAGAACGGUAACCAGAUUACCGAAAAGCAAAUCGAGCGUCCUGGGGAGCUGAAAUGCGAUUAAGUUGCACGCCGUUCAUGAACCACUCCGUAGACCGAUCUAAUUUGAUGCCGUCUGCGGCAACUUCAGAAGAUAUCCUAAACAAUAUUUAAUGCAAUAACAUUGCUGAUCAGUGUGUUUAAAAAUUUGGAUGAGUCCUAAUUUGGUUGCUUAUUUUGAUUAUGGAUGCCGAAUGUUUACUCAAUAACAAUAAUUUUUUUCUGUUUGGGCGGUGGAGUUGGUGACAGCGCUACGAAAUUUCAUCCUGAAUACUGUUAAUGUUUCUUUAACAAACUGAAUGCGGCAGAACGGCUGCAUUUACUGCACCCUAAUGAUUUAUUAACGACCGUACUACGGUAUACAGUAUACACACAACAAGAAGAUUGCGUAACAUCGUGAAUCACAGUAAAAUGGGAAGU